Ascochyta rabiei is the source of this 1497-nucleotide messenger RNA. RefSeq lists its product as uncharacterized. The transcript has 2 exons. NCBI's taxonomy places the organism in Eukaryota, Fungi, Ascomycota, Dothideomycetes, Pleosporales, Didymellaceae. Gene Ontology annotation, molecular function: protein binding. The coding region runs from base 1 to 1497 and encodes 498 amino acids. The record is from RefSeq and is a predicted model, not a curated record.
AUGGACGACGCAACUCCACCCCUCUUGGCGCUUCCUGCGGAGAUCGUCCAGCACAUCCUUGCCUUUCUCUCGCUCUCCGACCUGAUCACCACUAGCUUGGUCAGCCGCGCACUGCACCAGCAUUCGCAGCAGGACACCUUGUGGCAGCCGUUUGUGCAAGAGCAGGUCCCAGGACACGACGUACCCAAGCCCAAGAACUUGACAUGGAGGGAGCUGUUCCGGCAACACCACCCGUACUGGUUCCUAGCCAAGAACAAGAUCUGGUUCGCCGACACACCACACACGGGGAAGCUGCUUGUUGCACGCUACGACCACAGGAUCAAUGCGAUCGAGGCGUACGCUUUGGUGGCCGAGCGGCGACAGCCGGUGAUGCAGUCGUGGGAAUGGAACCCAGAAGCCAUCAUCCACACCUUCCAUCCUAGUGUUCAGCUCGAUAUGGUCGCGCCGAUUAUACGGCUGAACGGAGACUCUUACGAGCGCGUCUACGGCGACCGACUGCAGCACGAGAUACACAUGGACGUGUAUCACGAGGCGCCGCUGGCCUCUGCAGGGCUGUUCUCUCGACUCAUGCUGACGCGACCGUGGCCCAAGGACAUCAUCACCGCGGCGACGCCCGUGUGGCCGCCGCUCAUUCUGCCCAGUGCGGCUCGCACACGCAACGACACGUCGCCGUCGGGGUUCAGACACACGGCGAACAAGCCAGGGCGCAUCCAAGAGCUCUCCACGUCGACGUUCCGCCUGCGCAAGUGGAUGGAAUUUGCCUCGCGGCCCAACGGGGUCAGCAUGAGGGUGGGCGAAGACAUCACUACGUUUGCCACGCUCCCUGAGGAAAGCUACACCCCGACUGCGCAGAAGCCGUGGCAGGGCAUCUGGUGCGGGGACUACGCAGGCCACGGGUGUGAGUUCCUCCUCGUCACGCAGCCCGACGAGCCACUGGCGCUGCCGGAAAGAGCGGAGUGGGCGAUGCGGGCGCGAGAGAGGGGGGGCAGCGUGAGCAGCGCUGGGAGCUGGAGCACGGCGCCCACCGAUGCAGCCGUGUCGUCUGACCACGAGGAGUUGUUCGAGACGGCAGACGACCUGGAGGAUAGUGUUGCCACGCUGCAGGGCGCAGACCGAGAAGACGGCUGGUCCAUGGUCGAAGCGGCGGACAGGAAGAAGGAAGAGCGGUCGGCCGAGGACGAAGAGGGCGUGUACCGGGGCCGGAUGGAAGCCAUCAAGCUCACUGGCGAUCCCAACAUCCCGCGCGGGGAGUACACGUUCAUCGCGCCCGACAUUGGGCCCAACGGGCUGAUUCGCGUUGCGAGCGAGGACAUGUUCAAGGGGGCGCGCAUUGUCAGGAGCGUGGGCCACAUUGCGGCCAGGGGGUUCAGGGAGGACACGUACAUGACUUCGCAGCUCAUUCUCAUCUCACACGACCGGCUGGCGCAGUACUGGGAGACGUUUGGGCAUGUGUCGUUUUAUCAGCGCGUGAACGUGGACGACUUUGUCAAGGUGUAG